Gossypium arboreum is the source of this 792-nucleotide messenger RNA. RefSeq lists its product as uncharacterized. The coding region runs from base 1 to 792 and encodes 263 amino acids. The record is from RefSeq and is a predicted model, not a curated record. NCBI's taxonomy places the organism in Eukaryota, Viridiplantae, Streptophyta, Magnoliopsida, Malvales, Malvaceae. The transcript has 5 exons. Gene Ontology annotation, molecular function: nucleic acid binding.
AUGGGGGAUAAGUCUCUUGGGUUGCGUUUCCAUCAGGUUGAGAAUGGUGACACUACUGAUUUUGGGAUAAAUAGUGAUUGGGUACUUUAUUUUCGCAAUCGAAUUUGUGUACCGAAUGAUGAGGAUUUAAGACAGUCGAUUCUGAGGAAAGCGCAUAGUAGUCCCUAUGCUAUGCAUCCCGACAGGAAUAAGAUGUACCGAGAUCUCCGUGAGUUGUACUGGUGCCCAGGGUUGAAGCUUGAGGUUACUGAAUUCGUUGCUCGCUGUUUCACUUGUCAGCAUAAGUUGUCGAAACUCUACAUUUUUGAGAUAGUAAGACUGUAUGGGGUACCAGCUUUAGUUAUCUCCGAUAAAGAUCCUCGUUUCAUGUCUCAGUUCUGGAGAAAGCUAUAUGAGGCUUUGGGUUCAAGGCUGGAUUUCAGUAGUUGGGAGGAGUACUUACUGUUAGCCGAGUUCGUGUAUAAUAACAACUUCCAGUCUAGCAUCCAAAUGACACCUUACGAGGCAUUGGAUCGACUGAAGGCAACUUCUGACAGACAAAAUUCUUAUGCUGAUCUGAAGAGACGUGAGAUUGAGUAUUUUGUGGGGGACUUCGUGUUUCUGAAAGUUUUGCCAUGGAAGAAGUUGGAGCUACCUUUUGAGUUGGAUUGCAUACAUGAUGUAUUCCAUGUUUCGAUGUUAAGACGCUACAGCUCUGAUCCCAUGCAUAUUGUUCCGGUUGAGGAGAUUGAGGUUAGGCUAGAUUUGACCUUCGAGGAGGAGCCGAUUCAGAUUUUAGAUAGUGACAUUUAG